UCCAGCCAGGCAGGGGAGGGGUCGCAUCUCGGCUUGAGGCCGGGAACCGCCGGGCGCCUCGGGCCUAUCCAGACCACCCGCUCCUCAUCUGGUUCCAGUCUCUCAGCCUUCCUAGACGCGACAGGGGACAGGCGGCCAGUUUCUUGGGAUCCAAGGAGAGGGGAAAAGGGGGGUGAUGCAGCUUUUUGGAGCCUCCCGGACAAGCCACGAGUGAGGAGCACGUGAGGAAACUGAGGCUCAGAGAGAGUUGCCCUUCCUACACUCUUGGCUUGGGGUGAGGGCGCCCAGGCCAUCUCUGAGACAGGUGGACUGGCAGCUGAGAACGGGUUUUCCCAGGGUCUCAGGGCUUCCCCUGCCUAAAUACCCUGAACCAGCUCUUCUGGAAGCAUCUCUGGAGCUCAGGACAGACAAGUGAUGAGGUCCAAUUAGAAUGGACAACAUGAGUGACAUGGAUUGCUCAUCUCAGAAGAUCCAUAGAAGUGACUCGAUACAUCACAUGAGCCACUCCCAGAUGCGGCCAGAGUUGCCUCCUCUGCCUGCUUCUGCUAACGAGGAACCAUCUGAACUCUAUCAGACAGUCAUGUCGCACAGCUUUUACCCACCCUUGAUGCAACGCACAUCAUGGACUCUGGCUGCACCCUUCAAAGAGCAGCACCACCACUGUGGACCCAGCAACUCCAUUGCCAACAACUACUCCUUGAUGGCCCGGGACCUGAAGCUGAAGGACCUGCUGAAGGUCUACCAGCCCGUCACCAUCAAUGUCCGCAGGGAGAAGAUUGUUCAGGGGCUGCCAUUAGCAAAUAAAAGUUCAUCAGAGCCUAACAAGAAGAAAAUGAAGUUCUCCCCCAAAGACAAAGAAGAUCUCACUGGGACAAGGUUGGCCUGCAACACCUCAACCUCCUUACCUAUGAGGACGGAGGUGGUGACAUCUUUGACUCUCCCAGGAAGCAGACCAAUGAGUCCAGAAGAACAGAUUGAUGUGAUGUUGCAGCAGGAGAUGGAAAUAGAAAGUCGAGAAACCAAACCAACUGAAUCAGACUUGGAGAGAUACUAUUACUAUUUGACCAAUGGAGUCCAAAAAGACAUGAUUGCCCCUGAGGAGGAUGAAGUGAUGGUUCGGAUUUCAAAGCUGAUUUCUAACACACUGCUGACAAGUCCCUUCCUGGAACCCCUGAUGACUGUCCUUGUGGAGGAGAAGGAAAAUGACUAUUACAGUAGCCUCAUGAAAAGCAUUGUUGAUUACAUCCUCAUGGAUCCAAUGGAGAGGAAAAGACUCUUCAUCGAGAACAUCCCCCGAGCAUUUCCUCAAAGAGUGAUCCGGGCCCCUGUGCCCUGGCACAGUGUCUACAGGAAUGCCAAGAAGUGGAACGAGGACCAUCUGCACACAGUGAACCCCAUGAUGCUCAGCCUGAAACAACUGUGGUUUACAGAAUUUAAAGACCUCAGGUUUGUUCGAACAGCAGAAUUACUGGCGGGAAAAUUACCUCUGCAGCCUCAUGAAUAUCAGGAUGUCAUCCAGAAACACUGCAUGGAAGCACGCCAAAUUCUUCUCAACAAAUGGAUCCCCACCUGUGCCCAGCUUUUUGUCUCCCAGAAGGAGCAGUGGGUCCUUUUUGCUCCCAAGAGUGACUGUGACUCCUCUCGUCGCAUUGAGGAAUAUUUUGCUUCUGUUGCAUCCUUCAUGUCACUCCAGCUCAGGGAGUUGGUCAUUAAGUCUCUGAAGGACCUCGUUUCCUUUUUCUUGAUACACAAGGAUGGGAAUGAUUUUGAAGAGCCCUACCAAGAGAUGGAGUUCUUUAUACCUCAGCUGAUCAUGAUCAAGCUUGAAGUCAAUGAGCCCAUUAUUGUCUUUAAUCCAUCUUUUGAUGACUGCUGGGAAUUAAUACACAACUCUUUCUUGGAAAUUAUUAAGAACUCUAGGGGGAUUCCCAAGGUGGAAUCUAUCCUGUUCCCAGAGUUGAAAGGAUAUAAUCUGAUUCUUGGAACUGUUAAUGCUGAUGAAAAACUGGUUUCUGACUUUGUGGAUCAAACUUUAGAGGUAUUUCAGAAAAAUCAAGUUGGCCCCUACAAAUACUUAAAUGUAUACAAGAAGUAUGAUGACUUAUUGGAUAACACGGCAGAGCAAAACAUCACUGCGUUCCUGAAAGAAAAUCAUGAAAUUGAGGAUUUUGUGAUGAGGAUCAAUAGCAUAAAUAAGCGGAGAAAUGAAAUUGCAUCCAUGCACAUUACCGUGCCUUUGGCCAUGUUCUGCCUUGACACCAUGACCCUAAAUUAUGAUAUCUGUGAGCGAGCCCAAAAUCUUAAAGACCAUCUGAUUCAAUUCCAAGUGGAUGUAAACCGGGACACCAACACCAGCAUCUGUAAUCAGUACAGCAUCAUUGCAAACAAAGUCAGUGAGAUUCCUGUCAACACUGGGGAACUAGUAUCCCUCAUUGAAUUCUUAAAGAAAUCUAGUGAUGUCACCGUGUUCAAACUCAGGAGGCAACUUAGAGAUGCAGCUGAACGGCUAAAGUUCCUGAUGGACUAUGCAGACUUGCCCCAAGAGGAUAUCAAACUGAACAGUACUCUGUUCCUCUGGCCAGACCAGAUUGAAGAUAUCUUUGAAAACAGCCGAAACCUUCUCCUUAGCAAGAGGGAUCAGGCAGAGAUGGACCUCAUUAAAAGAUGCUCAGAAUUUGAGGCAAAACUUGAGGGCUACAAAAAGGAACUGGAAGGUUUUAGGAAACGUGAAGUGAAGACUACAGAAGAAAUGAAGAGCAGUGUUGAAAAGCUUAAUGAGCUUUCAAAGAAUCUAGAUCAAGCAUUGGUGGAAUCUGAGUUGAUCAAUAAGGAGGAGGAGCUGUUGGAAAAGGAGAAGAGUACCUUCCCUCUUCUACAAACCAUGAUGACCAACAAAGUGCCUUAUGAGCAGCUGUGGGUGACAGCCUACGAGUUUAGCAUCAAAUCGGAGGAAUGGAUGAAUGGACCCCUCUUUUCACUGAAUGCUGAGGAAAUCGCGGAGAAAAUAGAGAAUAUGUGGAGGACGAUAUAUAAAUUGACCAAGACCUUAGCUGACGUGCCUGCACCCAGGCGCUUAGCAGAGAAUGUGAAAAUCAAGAUUGAUAAAUUCAAGCAGCACAUCCCUAUCCUCAGCAUUUCCUGCAACCCAGGAAUGAAAGACCGGCACUGGCAGCAGAUUAGUGAGAUUGUCGGCUGUGAAAUAAAGCCCACUGAAAGGACUUGCCUCUCAAAUAUGCUGGAAUUUGGAUUUGGAAAAUUCAUUGAAAAACUGGAGCCCAUUGGUGCAGCUGCCAGUAAGGAAUACUCUCUGGAGAAAAACUUGGAGAAAAUGAAGUUAGACUGGGUUAACAUGACGUUCAACUUCAUGAAGUACAGGGACACCGAUACAAGCAUCUUGUGUGCAGUUGAUGACAUUCAACUGCUGCUUGAUGAUCACGUGAUAAAGACCCAGACCAUGUGUGGCUCUCCAUUUGUCAAACCAAUAGAAACAGAAUGCCGGAACUGGGAAGAAAAGCUAGUUCGCGUGCAGGAAAUUUUGGAUGCCUGGUUAAAAUGCCAAGCUACCUGGCUGUACCUGGAACCAAUCUUCAGUUCAGAGGACAUCAUAGCCCAGAUGCCAGAAGAGGGCAGGAAAUUUGCCAUCAUUGAUAAUUACUGGAAAUCACUCAUGUCCCAAGCCGUAAAAGAUACCAGGGUUCUGGUGGCAACAGACCAACCACGGAUGGCUGAGAGGCUUCAAGAAGCUAACCUUCUGUUGGAGGACAUCCAGAAGGGGCUGAAUGAUUACUUGGAGAAGAAGAGACUAUUUUUCCCCAGGUUCUUCUUCCUAUCAAAUGAUGAGCUGUUGGAGAUCUUGUCAGAGACAAAGGACCCCCUCCGAGUUCAACCACACCUGAAGAAGUGCUUUGAAGGAAUUGCCAAGCUGGAGUUUACAGACAGUCUGGAGAUUGUGGGCAUGAUCAGCUCAGAAAAAGAAAUCGUUCCAUUCAAACAGAAAAUCUCCCCAGCUCAAGCCAAAGGCAUGGUGGAAAGAUGGCUCCAGCAGGUGGAACAGAUGAUGCUUGCCAGUAUGCAGGAAGUUAUUAGACUUGGGAUUGAAGCAUAUGUCCAGGUCCCUCGUAAUCAGUGGGUCUUGCAGUGGCCUGGCCAGGUGGUUAUCUGUGUCUCCUCCAUCUUUUGGACCCAGGAGGUUUCCCAAGCCCUGGUUGAAAAGACCCUACCGGAUUUUCUGGAAAAGAGCAAUGAUCAGAUUGCACAGAUUGUCCAGCUGGUGCGAGGGAAGCUGAGCAGUGGGGCUCGACUCACCCUUGGGGCCCUCACAGUCAUCGAUGUCCACGCUCGUGAUGUGGUCGCCAAGUUAUCUGAAGACAAUGUCUGUGAUCUGAAUGAUUUCCAGUGGAUCUCCCAACUGCGCUACUACUGGGAUGCCAAGGAUGUACAGGUGCAGAUGAUCACUACAGAAGCCUUAUACGGCUAUGAGUACCUGGGAAACUGCCCCCGGCUGGUGAUUACGCCCCUCACUGACCGCUGCUACAGGACACUGAUGGGGGCUUUGAAGCUGAACCUUGGGGGAGCCCCAAAGGGUCCAGCUGGGACAGGCAAGACAGAAACCACCAAAGAUCUAGCCAGAGCUUUGGCCAAGCAGUGUGUGGUCUUCAACUGCUCAGAUGGUCUAGAUUACAAAGCCAUGGGGAAGUUCUUCAAAGGGCUGGCCCAGGCUGGAGCAUGGGCCUGCUUUGAUGAGUUCAACAGGAUUGAGGUAGAAGUGCUGUCUGUGGUAGCUCAGCAGAUUCUCAGCAUUCAACAAGCCAUUAUCCGGAAGCUAAAGAUGUUCAUCUUUGAAGGCACUGAGCUCUCUCUGAACCCAACCUGUGCUGUCUUCAUCACCAUGAACCCUGGGUAUGCUGGCAGGGCUGAGCUGCCAGAUAACCUCAAGGCCUUGUUUCGGACAGUGGCCAUGAUGGUGCCAGAUUAUGCCCUCAUUGGAGAAAUCUCCCUCUACUCUAUGGGGUUUCUAGACUCCAGAAGUCUUGCCCAGAAGAUUGUUGCAACCUACCGCCUGUGUUCAGAGCAACUUUCCUCCCAGCAUCACUAUGACUAUGGCAUGCGUGCUGUCAAGUCUGUGCUCACUGCCGCUGGCAACCUGAAGCUGAAGUAUCCAGAGGAGAAUGAGAGUGUCCUGCUGCUCCGGGCCUUGCUUGAUGUCAACAUGGCCAAGUUCUUGGCUCAAGAUGUCCCUCUAUUUCAGGGAAUUAUAUCAGAUUUGUUUCCUGGAGUUGUUCUUCCAAAACCAGACUAUGAAGUUUUUAUGGAAGUGCUGAAUGAGAACAUCAAAAAGAUGAAACUCCAGCCAGUACCUUGGUUUAUUGGAAAAAUUAUCCAGAUAUACGAGAUGAUGCUGGUAAGACAUGGCUUUAUGAUUGUCGGAGACCCCAUGGGUGGCAAGACCUGUGCUUACAAAGUGUUGGCCGCAGCUCUGGAUGAUUUACACGAAGCCAACCAGAUGGAGGAAUUUGCUGUGGAGUAUAAGAUCAUUAACCCCAAGGCUAUCACCAUGGGGCAGCUGUAUGGGUGCUUUGACCAAGUGAGCCAUGAGUGGACAGAUGGUGUCCUUGCCAAUGCUUUCCGGGAGCAAGCAUCGACUUCGUCUGAUGACCGCAAGUGGAUUAUAUUUGAUGGGCCAGUGGAUGCUGUUUGGAUUGAAAAUAUGAACACUGUUCUGGAUGACAAUAAAAAGCUUUGUUUAAUGAGUGGAGAGAUUAUCCAGAUGAGCUCCAAGAUGAGUCUGAUCUUCGAGCCAGCUGACCUGGAGCAGGCCUCCCCCGCCACUGUGAGCAGGUGUGGGAUGAUCUACAUGGAGCCCCAUCAGCUAGGCUGGAAGCCCCUGAAGGAUUCAUACAUGGACACCCUGCCUUCCAGUCUCACCGAGGAACACAAGGAAUUGAUCAAUGACAUGUUCAUGUGGCUCAUCCAGCCCUGCCUGGAAUUUAUUCACCUUCAGUGUAAAUUUGUGGUCCAAACAUCUCCCAUCCACCUUGCCUUCUCAAUGAUGAGACUGUACUCCUCUCUGCUAGAUGAAAUCAGGGAAAUAGAAGAGAAGGAAAGUGAAUUAUUUGAAAGCCUGACAAGCCAACAGAUCUUCCUCUGGCUGCAAGGCCUAUUCCUUUUUGCCUUGGUGUGGACCGUGGCUGGCACCAUCAACGCAGACAGCAGAAAGAAAUUUGAUCUGUUUUUCCGCAACCUCAUCAUGGGUAUGGAUAAUAACAACCCAAGACCCAAAAGCGUCAAACUCACCAAAAACAACAUCUUUCCAGAAAGAGGAAGCAUCUAUGAUUUUUAUUUCCUCAAGCAAGGUGGUGGACAUUGGUACACAUGGACAGAGUAUAUCACCAAAGAGGAGGAAGAUAUCCCAGCAGAUGCAAAGGUCUCAGAACUCAUCAUCCCCACAAUGGAAACAGCCCGGCAGUCCUUCUUCUUGAAGACCUACCUGGACCAUGAGAUUCCAAUGCUGUUCGUAGGACCCACGGGCACUGGCAAAUCAGUCAUCACCAACAACUUCCUUUUCCGCCUUCCCCAAAAUACUUAUCUGCCCAACUGCAUCAAUUUCUCUGCCAGAACUUCAGCCAGUCAGACCCAGGAUAUCAUCAUGUCCAAGCUGGAUCGACGGCGGAAGGGCCUUUUUGGGCCUCCCAUAGGGAAGAAAGCAGUGGUAUUUGUGGAUGACCUCAACAUGCCAGCCAAAGAGGUGUAUGGGGCCCAGCCCCCCAUUGAGCUCCUGAGGCAAUGGAUUGACCACGGUUACUGGUUUGACAAGAAGGACACAAACAAGCUGGGCAUUGUUGAUGUGCUGCUUGUGACAGCCAUGAGCCCCCCUGGUGGAGGAAGAAAUGACAUUACUGGACGAUUCACUCGCCAUCUGAAUAUCAUUUCCAUCAAUGCCUUUGAGGAUGACAUUUUAACCAAGAUUUUCAGUUCAGUCACUGACUGGCACUUUGGAAAAGGGUUUGAUGUGAUGUUCUUAAGGUAUGGAAAGUUGCUGGUACAAGCUACGAUGACAAUUUAUAAAGCUGCAGUGGAGAAUUUCUUGCCAACUCCCUCCAAGUCACACUAUGUCUUUAACCUGCGGGACUUCUCACGGGUGAUCCAAGGGGUAUUGCUCUGCCCUCACACCCACCUACAGGAUGUAGAAAAAUUUAUCCGGCUUUGGAUCCAUGAGGUUUACCGGGUCUUCUAUGACCGUCUGAUUGAUCAUGAGGACAGACAGGUCUUUUUCAACACGGUGAGGGAAACCACCUCCAAUUGCUUCAAGAAGUCUGUGGAAAAGGUCCUCAUCCACCUGUCACCCACUGGAAAGAUAGUUGAUGAUAAUAUCCGUAGCCUCUUCUUUGGAGAUUUCUUCAAGCCAGGAAGUGACCAAAAAAUCUAUGAUGAGAUCACUGACUUAAAACAGCUCACAGUGGUCAUGGAGUAUUACCUGGAAGAGUUCAACAACAUCAGCAAGGCCCCCAUGUCCUUGGUCAUGUUUAGGUUCACCAUUGAGCACAUCUCCAGGAUAUGCAGGGUCCUGAAGCAGGAGAAAGGCCACUUGCUCCUGGUGGGCAUUGGGGGCAGUGGGCGGCAAAGUGCCAGCAAACUGUCCACAUUCAUGAACUCAUAUGAGCUGUACCAGAUCGAGAUCACUAAGAGCUACUCAGACAAUGACUGGCGAGAGGACCUGAAGAAGAUCAUGCUACAGGUUGGUGUGGCCUCCAAGAGUACUGUGUUCCUCCUCACCGAUAACCAGAUCAAGGACGAGUCAUUCACUGAGGACAUCAACGUGCUUCUGAACACGGGAGACGUGCCCAACAUCUUCCCCGCUGACGAGAAGGCUGACCUUGUGGAGAAGAUGCAAAUGGCAGCAAGGACAGAAAGUGAGAAGAUCGAAACCACUCCUCUUUCUAUGUAUAACUUCUUUAUUGAGAGAGUGAAAAACAACCUUCACAUUGUCCUUGCCAUGAGUCCGAUUGGGGACGCCUUCCGGAACCGCCUGCGGAUGUUCCCUUCCCUGAUCAAUUGCUGCACAAUUGACUGGUUCCAGUCUUGGCCCACAGAUGCCCUGGAAUUGGUAGCCAACACAUUUCUAGAAGAUGUGAAGCUCGAUGACAAUAUUCGGAUAGAGGUCAUCUCCUUGUGCACAUAUUUCCAGGAGAGUGUGAAAAAGCUGUCGCUUGAUUAUUACAACACAUUUCGCAGACACAACUACGUUACCCCCACCUCCUACCUCGAAUUGAUCCUAACCUUCAAGACACUCCUGAAUAGGAAGAGGCAAGAGGUGGAUAUGAUGAGGAACCGCUACCUGACAGGCCUGCAGAAACUUAAAUUUGCCGCUUCACAGGUGGCCGUCAUGCAAGUAGAACUGACUGCCCUCCAACCCCAACUCAUUCAGACCUCUGAGGAGACUGCUAAGAUGAUGGUGAAAAUUGAAGGGGAGACGCGAGAAGCUGAUGCCAAGAAACUUCUGGUGCAAGCUGACGAAGAAGAAGCCAAUGCUGCUGCCGCCAUUGCUCAAGGAAUCAAGAGCGAAUGUGAAGGGGAUCUGGCAGAGGCAAUGCCGGCCCUGGAGGCUGCACUCGCUGCACUGGACACCCUGAACCCAGCAGACAUCUCACUGGUGAAGUCGAUGCAGAACCCACCAGGUCCUGUCAAGCUGGUCAUGGAGAGCAUCUGUGUGAUGAAGGGGCUGAGACCAGAGAGGAAGCCAGACUCCAGUGGCAGCGGUAAAAUGAUAGAAGAUUACUGGGGGGUAUCAAGAAAGAUUCUCAGCGAUCUGAAAUUCUUGGAGAGUCUUAAGACAUACGACAAAGACAACAUCCCACCAAUGAUCAUGAAGCGGAUCCGGGAAAGGUUUAUUGAUCACCCAGAUUUCCAGCCGGCUGUUAUUAAAAAUGUGUCAUCUGCGUGCGAGGGUCUGUGCAAGUGGGUGAGGGCCAUGGAGGUGUAUGAUCGUGUGGCCAAAGUGGUAGCUCCUAAACGGGAGCGGCUGAAGGAGGCUGAGGGGAAGCUGGACACACAGAUGCAAAAACUGAACCAGAAGCGAGCAGAGCUGAAGCUGGUGGAAGGCCGCCUCCAGGCCCUGAACGAUGACUUUGAAGAGAUGAAUACCAAGAAAAAGAUGUUGGAGGAAAACAUUGAAAUCUGUUCCCAAAAGUUGAUCAGAGCAGAAAAACUGAUCAGUGGUCUUGGGGGAGAGAAGGACAGAUGGACAGAAGCUGCCCGGCAGCUGGGUGUCCGCUAUACUAAUCUGACAGGGGAUGUGUUGUUGUCCUCUGGGACCGUGGCUUACCUGGGGGCCUUUACCAUGGAUUAUCGGGCUGAGUGCCAAAAGUGGUGGUUGGCCCAAUGUAAGGACAAGGUCAUCCCCGGCUCCAGUGACUUUAGUCUUAGCAACACAUUAGGAGACCCUGUAAAAAUUCGUGCCUGGCAGAUUGCUGGGCUGCCCACUGACUCCUUCUCCAUUGACAAUGGCAUCAUUGUAGCCAAUUCCAGGCGCUGGGCCUUAAUGAUUGACCCUCAGGGGCAGGCCAAUAAGUGGAUCAAGAAUAUGGAGAAAGCAAAUAGGCUUUCAGUCAUCAAGUUCUCGGAUACCAACUAUGUGAGGACGCUGGAACACGCUCUGCAGUUUGGUACCCCGGUCUUACUAGAAAAUGUUGGGGAGGAGCUGGAUGCCUUUAUUGAACCCAUCUUGCUCAAGUCCACGUUCAGACAGCGAGGGGUUGAGUACAUGAGGCUUGGUGAAAACAUCAUUGAAUAUUCCAGGAAUUUUAAGUUAUACAUCACAACCCGUUUGAGGAACCCACAUUAUCUCCCUGAAGUCGCCAUGAAAGUCUGUCUCCUCAACUUUAUGAUCACCCCCUUGGGCCUCCAAGAUCAACUCCUUGGCAUCGUGGCUGCCAAGGAGAAGCCAGAACUGGAAGAGAAAAAGAACAAGUUGAUUGUGGAAAGUGCCAAGAACAAGAAGCAGCUAAAAGAAAUUGAAGAUAGAAUCUUGGAGGUCCUUUCCCUUUCAGAAGGCAACAUCCUUGAGGACGAGACUGCCAUCAAAAUUUUGUCCUCCUCCAAACUGCUUUCCAAAGAAAUCUCUGAGAAACAGGAAAUUGCUUCGAUGACAGAAAUGCAGAUCGAUGAGACUCGCAUGGGCUACAAGCCAGUGGCUGUCCACUCUGUCACCAUCUUCUUUUGUAUCUCUGACCUGGUCCACAUUGAACCCAUGUACCAGUACUCCCUGACAUGGUUCAUAAACCUCUACAUGCACUCCCUGGCCCAUAGCAGGAAGAGCGAGGAGCUAGAGCUACGAAUUGAGUACAUCACUGAACAUUUCACUCUAAGCAUCUACAACAAUGUCUGCCGCUCUCUGUUUGAGAAGGACAAGCUGCUUUUCUCCCUCCUCUUGACGAUAGGCAUCAUGAAAGAGAAAAAGCAAAUUAACGAGGAAAUUUGGUACUUUCUUCUAACUGGAGGCGUUGCCCUGGACAACCCCUUCCCCAACCCAGUUUCCGAAUGGCUGUCUGAGAAGGCGUGGGCAGAAGUGGUUCGUGCGUCCGCGUUGCCAAAACUGAAAGGCCUCAUGGAACAUUUGGAACAAAAUGCUAAUGAAUGGAAGCUGAUCUAUGACUCAGCCUGGCCCCAUGAGGAGGUGUUCCCUGGAUCUUGGAAAUUUCUUCAAGGUUUGGAGAAGAUGGUGAUCCUCCGAUGUCUGCGGCCUGACAAAAUGAUUCCAGCCAUUCGGAAGUUCAUUGCCGAACACAUGGGAAACGUAUACACUGAAGCCCCUACGUUUGAUCUCCAGGGGUCCUACAAUGAUUCCAGCUGCUGCGCACCAUUGAUAUUCGUGUUGUCUCCGGGUGCAGACCCAAUGGCAGGCCUGCUGAAAUUUGCUGAUGAUCUUGGCAUGGGAGGUGCCAAAACACAGGCCAUCUCCCUUGGCCAAGGCCAAGGCCCUAUUGCUGCCAAAAUGAUUAACACUGCCAUCAAAGAUGGGACCUGGGUGGUCUUACAGAACUGUCAUCUGGCCACGAGCUGGAUGCCUGUGCUGGAGAAGAUCUGUGAGGAGGUGAUUGUUCCUGAGAGCACUAAUAUGGGAUUCAGACUCUGGUUAACCAGCUAUCCAUCAGAAAAGUUUCCAGUCAGCAUCCUCCAGAAUGGGAUUAAAAUGACCAAUGAGCCCCCCAAAGGGCUCCGGGCCAACCUUUUGCGCUCUUACCUCAAUGACCCCAUCUCAGACCCCGUGUUCUUCCAAAGCUGUACAAAAGCAGUGAUGUGGCAAAAGCUGGUGUUUGGCCUUUGCUUCUUCCAUGCCGUCGUUCAAGAGAGGAGAAAUUUUGGACCCCUAGGUUGGAAUAUUCCUUAUGAAUUCAACGAAUCCGACCUGAGGAUUAGUAUGCAGCAGAUCCAGAUGUUUCUGAAUGACUACAAGGAGGUGCCGUUGGAUGCUCUGACCUACCUGACAGGGGAAUGUAAUUAUGGAGGCAGAGUGACAGAUGACAAAGACAGAAGGCUCCUGCUAUCCCUUCUGUCCACAUUCUACUGUAAGGAAAUUGAGCAGGACCACUACUAUCUUGCUCCUGGAGACACUUACUACAUCCCUCCUCAUGGCUCCUACCAGUCCUAUAUUGAAUAUGUCAGGAACCUCCCUAUCACAGCACACCCAGAAGUGUUUGGCCUGCACGAGAAUGCCGACAUCACCAAAGGCAACCAGGAAACCAACCAGCUGUUUCAAGAGGUGCUGCUGACCCUCCCUAGGCAGUCAGGAGGGAGUGGCGAGUCCCCUCAGGAAGUGGUUGAGGAGCUGGCCCAGGACCUACUCUCCAAGCUUCCCGAUGACUUUGACUUGGAGUUGGUCACGAAGUUGUACCCUGUGGUCUAUGAUGAAUCUAUGAACACUGUCCUAAGGCAAGAGCUCAUCAGAUUCAACAGAUUGACCAAAGUGGUUCGCAUAAGCCUCAUCGACCUUGGCCGAGCAAUUAAAGGGCAGGUUUUGAUGUCCUCGGAGCUGGAGGAUGUCUUCAGUAGCAUGCUUGUGGGUAAAGUGCCGGCCAUGUGGAUGGCCAAGUCCUACCCAUCACUGAAGCCCCUGGGAGGCUACGUGGCUGACCUGCUAGCCCGCUUGGCCUUCUUCCAGGAAUGGAUUGACAACGGGCCUCCUGUGGUCUUUUGGAUCUCUGGAUUCUACUUUACACAGUCUUUUUUGACAGGUGUCUCUCAGAAUUAUGCUCGGAAAUAUGCCAUCCCCAUUGACCACAUCGGAUUUGAGUUUGAGGUAACCACACAAGAAACAGUCAUGGAGAAUAACCCAGAAGAUGGGGCCUACAUAAAAGGACUCUUCUUAGAAGGUGCCCGUUGGGACAGGGAAACCAUGCAGGUCGGGGAGUCUCUCCCCAGAAUCCUCUAUGACCCAUUGCCCAUUAUUUGGCUAAAACCUGGGGAAAAUGCAAUGUUUCUGCAUCAGAACAUUUAUGUGUGUCCAGUCUACAAAACAAGUGCCCGAAGAGGUAUCCUGUCCACCACAGGCCACUCCAGCAACUAUGUCCUAUCCAUUGAACUCCCAACCGACAGGCCCCAGAAGCACUGGAUAAACCGAGGAGUAGCCUCACUGUGCCAGCUAGAUAACUGAUGGCAUCUGUCUCAACACAGAAAAUAAAAGGAAUUUCAUUCUUGACUGCAAUCUAGCUUUCCUUUCUUGCUAGUCACAUGGGAUGAUGAUGAUGA
Messenger RNA from Kogia breviceps (pygmy sperm whale), 12744 nucleotides. NCBI's taxonomy places the organism in Eukaryota, Metazoa, Chordata, Mammalia, Artiodactyla, Physeteridae. The record is from RefSeq and is a predicted model, not a curated record.